Molecule: messenger RNA, 1344 nt
Organism: Cinclus cinclus
Lineage: Eukaryota; Metazoa; Chordata; Aves; Passeriformes; Cinclidae
Gene: CDS1
Product: CDP-diacylglycerol synthase 1
Exons: 13
Coding region: 1-1344 (447 amino acids)
Cellular component (GO): endoplasmic reticulum membrane
Molecular function (GO): phosphatidate cytidylyltransferase activity
Source: RefSeq, a predicted model, not a curated record
AUGUCGGCGCGGCGGCGGCGGAGGGCGGCUGCCGAGCAGGAGGAGGAGGAAGAGGAGGAGGCGGGUAGCGACAAGGAAGUGGAUUUGGAAGAAAGGCUUCAUGAGUUGGACCUUAGAAGUGAUUCAGAUGUUCCUGAUGUUCCUCCACCAACAGACAGCACUCCAGAAAUCCUCAAGAAGGCUUUGUCAGGCUUGUCUGCCAGAUGGAAAAAUUGGUGGAUUCGUGGAAUUCUCUCCCUAGCUAUGAUUUCUGGGUUUUUUCUGAUUAUAUAUCUGGGAUCAUUUAUGCUGAUGCUUCUGGUCUUAAGCAUCCAAGUGAAGUGUUAUCAUGAAAUCAUUACCAUUGGUUACAGAGUCUACCACUCGUAUGAUUUACCAUGGUUUAGAUCCCUCAGCUGGUACUUUUUGCUGUGUGUGAACUACUUCUUUUAUGGAGAGACUGUAGCUGAUUACUUUGCUACGUUUGUACAAAGAAGAGAACAGCUGCAGUUCCUCAUUCGUUACCACAGAUUUAUAUCUUUUACACUCUAUUUAACAGGAUUCUGCAUGUUUGUUUUGAGUUUAGUGAAGAAACAUUAUCGUCUGCAGUUUUACAUGUUCGCAUGGACUCAUGUCACUUUGCUGAUCACUGUAACUCAAUCUCAUCUUGUCAUCCAAAAUCUCUUUGAAGGCAUGAUCUGGUUUCUGGUUCCAAUUUCAAGUGUUAUCUGCAAUGACAUUACCGCUUAUAUUUUUGGAUUCUUCUUUGGCAGAACUCCAUUAAUUAAGCUGUCUCCCAAGAAGACCUGGGAAGGGUUCAUUGGAGGCUUCUUUUCCACUGUUGUAUUUGGAUUUAUUUUUUCUUAUUUUUUGGCUCAACAUCAGUACUUUGUCUGCCCUGUGGAAUACAACAGUGAAACCAACAGAUUUGUGACAGAGUGUGAACCUUCAGAGCUCUUCCAAAUGAAGAAGUAUUCUGUGCCACCAUUACUUCAGGCUGUGUUGGGAUGGGAAACGGUGAAUAUGUAUCCAUUUCAGAUGCACAGCUUUGCACUGUCAACAUUUGCCUCAUUAAUUGGGCCAUUUGGAGGAUUCUUUGCCAGUGGAUUUAAAAGAGCUUUCAAAAUCAAGGAUUUUGCAGACACAAUCCCUGGGCAUGGUGGGAUAAUGGAUCGCUUUGAUUGUCAGUACCUGAUGGCUACUUUUGUUCAUGUCUAUAUCACCAGUUUCAUAAGGGGUCCAAAUCCCAGCAAAUUACUGAAACAGUUGUUGAUACUUCAGCCUGAACAACAAUUAAGUGUGUAUAAAACCCUGAAAUCUCACCUCGUUGAAAAGGGGAUCUUGCAGCCAUCCCUAAGAGGGUAG